CUCUCUAUCCUCAGUGUCCUAUUUCUGUGCCGGUCCACUCUAUAUAUCCAUUCUUCAUAUACGAGCUGCGCUCAUUCAAAUCAACGUACAAAGUUUAAUCAUUCAUUCAAGUCAAUACCGCCAACAUGCGCUUCUCCGUCGCCCUCACUACUUUAGUCGCUGCCGCCAUGGCCGCACCUCUCGAUACCCUUGCUGCCCGUGCGGACGAGCUCAACGCCGCCAUCCAGGCUCUCGCCGCUGAGAACCCUGAGGAUGCCGAGGCCGCCAAGGGCCUCCUGGGCCGUGACAUCAACCCCAAUGUUCAGCUCACAAACGAUGACGAGCAAGAGGAAGUCUUUAAGCGCGGGGACGAUCUCAACGCCGCUAUUCAGGCUCUCGCUGCUGAGAACCCUGAGGAUGCCGAGGCCGCCAAGGGUCUUCUGGGCCGCGAUAUCAACCCUAGCGUCCAGCUCACCAACGACGAUGAGCAGGAGGAGGUUUUCAAGCGCGAUAUUGACCCCAACGUCCAACUUACCAACGAUGAUGAGCAGGAGGAGGUCUUCUAAAUACAAGUAGCCAUUAGGUUAGCUUGAAACCGAAUACUCUUUCGGCUUAAAUCAGUACACCGGAAACUGAAAGCGAAAAUACCUCUUAUUUUUGAUUGCUGAAUAGAAGUCCAAUUAACCCAGUGG
Messenger RNA from Colletotrichum acutatum, 671 nucleotides. RefSeq lists its product as uncharacterized. NCBI's taxonomy places the organism in Eukaryota, Fungi, Ascomycota, Sordariomycetes, Glomerellales, Glomerellaceae. The coding region runs from base 126 to 545 and encodes 139 amino acids. The record is from RefSeq and is a predicted model, not a curated record. The transcript has a single exon.